AGACUGUUGAGUUUUCUGUUUUCACCCAUUCUGACAGUCUGUGUCUUUCAAUUUGGAAAUUGAGGCCUUUUAAACUGAAAGUAAUUACUGAGAGACAUUGACUUACUACUUUCAUUGCAUUCUUUUUGAACUUUUGACUCUUUUGUAUUUUUUUCUGUUUGCCACUUGAUUUGCUUGAUGUAUUUAUUCAAUUUGACUUUUUUGCUCUGUUGGCUUUAUUGUCAUUGCCUAGGCUACUCUUCAGUGUUUUGAGGGGAGAGACUAGUUAUGCUCUUCAGAUAUCUCUUAAUAUGUUCUUUGUCCUGAAAUGUCCUUUCUCCAUCAAUUUUGAAAGCAAAUUUUACAUGAUGUAUUAGUGUGGAUUGGAAGUUUUUGUCUUUUAAUGCUUGAAGCACUUCACUACAAAGUCUUCUGACCUUUAAUUUUUUUUAUUUAAAGGAAAAAAAAAACAGAUAAAAAGGGUAGAAACAAUACAGAAUUUCAGAAAAAUAAACAGUAAGAAAUCACCAAUCGAUAAGUUACAUACCAUCAUCUUAGAAAUAGUUGCUCGAGUUAUAAAAUUAAAGCAUACAAAGUGAUAUUCAAACAAUGACACUGCAAACAGUUCUGCUCAACAAUACAAAAAGAACUUAGUAAUAUGGUUAUCGGUCCUAUGCACUUGAUUUUUAUCUUAAAGAGGGUAAGAGUAAACAUAACAAAAUAAUGUCAAUAAUGUCUACCAUAAUGUUUCUCAGUCUCUUUGUAGUAGCUGUCUUUAUCUUUAUGUAAGCUGAAAUUGAACAUGAGACUAGACUAUUAUUCUGAACAGUGAAUGAUAGUAUUGCUAUAUUUCAUAUCGUGAUGCUACAGAAUUAGCACUGGGUUUCUUAGUGUCCCUUCUUCAGAGCAUCUAUCUGUUCAUUACAUUGUGUAUUAUAUAAUCUGUUCCUAUAAAUAGUUUAGAAAUUUUUCCCAUGUGUGAAUCUCUACAUAUAUAUCUAUCCUUUAUAUAUUAUAGGGAAAAACAGAUCAAAACAAGACAACAAAAUAAAUUCCUAGAAAAACAUGAAAUGAAAAAGACAUAUAAGACCACAAUAUUAGGUGAUCUACAGUAGUUACUAUGUUUUCUCUUGUUAUUUUCAAUAGAAUUGUCCACAUUAUCAGGUAUAAUAUAAUUGAACAUAACAUUACAUAGCUAUUUUAAUAAAAACACAACUUUGAAAAUAUUGUAGGACUUGAAAGCAGUUAAUAAUCAAAACCAGAAUGGUAUCUUUUACAUCUUGUCAUCUUCAGAGUAGUUGCAUCUACUCUUAGACUUGAUACUAUCAAGCAUACCAAAUUUGAAUGAAAUCAGUUGAGGCUAAACAGCGGUCUAACAAACCAGCUUCAAAUAAAAUCAGUCAUUGACAAUGUAAGUAAUACAAGAAUUCAGUGUGAGUUAAUAGGAAAUUAAGGAUAGUUACCGUGGUAUAACCUGCUAUUUUUGGGUUAGCUUUGUGUGCCCUCAAAUCUAAUAUGAGUAGACAGACUGGAACAAAAUCAAACUAAACAAUGAUAAGACUACUGUGGCUUUUAAAUCCUGAUACACUAUUAACAAUGUCCUCUACCUUCCUUUUUUAGACAAUUCCUCCCUUUUGCCUUUCGCAAGGUGCUUUGUAUAUUUUGGGUCCCACUAGCUCUUUUCGUUUUUAGAUUAGGGGGCCAACCUGUUAUCUAUCUGUGUGUUGAUAAACCUUUUUACCCCUGAGCUUGAUCUUGAGCUGUAUUCCUUUACUUACUAAAGUUACAAGGUCGUCCUUCCUUCCAGCUAUGUAGUUCUACACUGCCCAAAAGUGUCAUAGCUUUCCAAUCUAUCUACAGCUGCUGGAUGAGUUUGUCCCUAUUUCUCUCUGUUUUCCUGUUUCGUAUAGCAUUGCUUUCUCAUCUUUGACUUUCAGUUUAAUAACCCUCUUUUGGGUUGAGUGUAUUUCUUAUUCAGAUGGAACCUGCCUCCUAAUCUACUCUGCCUGUUUUUUUUUUUUUAUUUUAGUGUAUCAAGGCUAUCUAUAUUAAUGAUUAUGGCUUACCGUCUCUGCCUCAUUUCUGCUAUUUUAUUCUUCUGCCAUUAUUUGUUCACUUUCUGCUUCAUUCCACUGUCUGCCCUGUUCAUUGAGGCCUCUCUGUCACUGUUGCUGGAAUCCUAUAUUUUUUCCUCUUUCUCUCUGGAAUGUCCUUUAGUAUUUUUUGUAGGGUUGGGUUGGUGGCCAUGAACUCACACAGUUCCUCCUUGUUUUGGAAAUAUAUUGUUUCUCCAUUAAUUUUGAGAGAGAGUUUUUCUGGGUACAUCAGUCUUGGUUGGAGGUUAUUUUCUUUCAGGGCUUGGACUAUUUCCCCCAGGCUCUUCUAGAUUUGAGAGUUUGUGUUGAUAAGUCUGUCGUUACUUUGAUAAUUUUUCUUUUGUAGAUAAUCUGCUUCUUUUCUCUGGCUGCUUUUAAUAUUCUGUUCUUGUGGUGGAUUUCUGGAAUCUUGAUUAUUAUAUGUCUGGGUGUAGAUCUGUUUUGGUUGUAGGUGGCUAGAGUUCUAUAUGCCUUUUUUAUCUGGAUAUCAUUUCUUUUUCCUACGCUUGGGAAGUUUUCCUUUAUUAUAUCUGUGAAUAUUCUUUGUAGUUCAUUUUUGGUUACUCUUGCUUCUUCGCUCACAUGCUUUAUUCUUAAGUUAUAUAUCCUUAAGUUAUUUAUCCUUUUGUCGUUUUCUUGCCUUUGAAUUGUUUCUUUCUGGUUCCUCGUUAUUUUUAAGAGAUCUUUCCUUUCACGAUCGUAUAUCAUAAAUCUCUCUUCAAUUUUCAAAAGGCUAACUUUAGUUUCUGUCAGGCAUUUUGCCAUUUUCAAUGAAGUUUUUAGAUUCCUGGUAAUCUCUCUGGAUCUGUUUCAUGUAUUCUAGGUUAUGUUUAAGUUCUUCAUCAAAGGUUUCUCUUUCUUUUCUGAGUUUCUCUGUUCUUUUGUCUGUGUUCUCUUGGGGGGGCUUAUCAUUUCUUUAAUUAAUCUUUUUAUAUCUUGCCUCACUUGGAUCAGGAGUACAGUUUUAAAUUCAUCUGUGAAGUCAAAAGUUAUUUCUUUAUGUCCACUGAUGCUGUGUCUAGUAUUGGAUGGUUACUGCACUGGUUCUCUUCUGUAUUUACUUCUCUGGGGCUUAUUUUCCCAGGUUCAGAAGCUUGAGGUUUUUUUUUUUUUUUUUAAUUUCUAUGUUUUGUCAUAUUUCUGGUUUCUUUCAGACAGAUGUGUCCGGGGGGUCUCUGGCCCUCUCCGUAUUGCUUAGGGUCUUUCCCAAGUAUGUUGACUGGGGUUUUGCUGCCCUUCCCAAUUUGCUGUUUUCUGAGGUUUCUAAACUCCCUCCCAGAGGCUUGAGAUGGUGUGGGGACACUCCCCCAGGCCACCCAGUCCAGAGUUCAGAGCGCAGGCAGGCAGGCCCAAUUCCCCGAAGCUGGUCGAUCACAGCAGGAAACAGGAAAGUUCUGGCUCCGUAUUUUUGAUUAUUGUCUGAAAAGGUGUUUUCAGAAGCAGAUUCUCUGGGCUCCGUUUGCAGCAGCAGCUCCUUGGGGCUCUGGUCUCGUGGCCUGGCAGCAAUGAAGACACACUCACCCACCCGGGGACUUCGAGGGUGCUAGGUUGGCAGGGGCCCACUCAGCACCAGUGCUGCGGGCUCAGGUCCUUGCGUGAGUGGUGAGUGCGAAGGCGGUGAUGUGUCCCAGCAGGUCCGGUCCAUGCCCAUGAUGCCACAAUGCGCCCUCCUUCUAGCGUCCCCAGGGACACAGCCCAGAGCCAGGGAGGUGGCAGAGACAGUGGAGGUGGUGCGGUAGUGGCAGGGGCAGGGGUUGCCGGUAGGCGCUGAGUCGCCCCACUACCCCAGCCUCUGGCAGGCUCCUUGCAGCAGAGACGGAGGCAGUACCUAGAGCGCAGUGGCCCAGAGGUGCUCAGGGCUACAUAGUGGUGCCUCCAACCAGGAGUGAAUGUUUGAUUAGUUUUUCUCACCUUAGUUUCUUCUUGUUAUGAGAGAAUUCCUCUCCCUCUGUUUAGGGCUCCCAUGUUGUAUUAUGUUGAGUUCUAAUUUGACUUUCAGGGAGCCUCUGUAGCCGGCUGUUAAUCUGCCACCUGACCUUUACAAUUUGCAUCAAGAAAAGUCUGCUAUAAUGUUAAUGUAUUUACAUUUAAAAUUGAUUUUUUUGGUAUUUUUUUUCUGACAGCCUUUACUAUUUGGUCUUUUUGUUUGAUAGCUUGGAUUUUGACUGUGAUAUUUUGUGGGGAGUUUCUUCAUUGUCAUUAUUUGGCACACUGUAAACCUCACUUACCUGCGUGUUGAGUUCUUUCUAUACUUGGAAAGUUUUCUGCUAUGAUUUCUGUAAAAAAGAUUUUUAAUUCUUUGUGUUCAGUCUUCUAAUUCCUGUCUCAACUUCAUCUAGCCUGAAGUUAGUCUUCUUAGUGUUAUUUAGUAGCUGUUGGAUGAAUUUUUCUCACUAUUUUUAAGGCUUCACCUAGUUGUUAUAUCAUUACCCCAGACAGUUUCCUCUGUGCUGCCAUCACUGAGUUCCAGGAGCCAAGCAGUUUCCUCCCACUGUGGCCCAGGCAGUUGCCCAUCCAAAGAAUUGAGCACUGUUGGCUCCCUCAAAACGCAUCUUGUUUGUAACUUGUGUCUGGACGUGACCCGCAUAGAUCUCCAUGGGUCUAGUUUUCUUAAUUGAUUUGAGAGUGGGGGAAUUAAAUAUUGUGAUGUCUCUGUGUCUUCUCUCCUCAGGCUUUCCUUGCCUAUUAUAUGGCAGAAGGCAUCUGGCCCAGCCAUUGUUCACCAUUUCUCUGCCUGCAGAUGUCUGUCUCAGCCUUGCCCACAGUAUCCAGCGAUAUUCCCAAGCUGGGAAGAGAGCCCUCUUUGCCAUUUUUGGGAGACACAUAAAAAGAAGUGUUAAGAAUUGUCCUUUGAGAGUCUGAAGGCUUGAAGAGUACCAACUAAAGUGCAGUCUGUUUGUGCCUCAGAGCCGAACAGUGCAGUCUAAUAUGUGAAUUAGCAAGCUUGCUUUGAGAAUAAUUGAAAGAGCAUUGAGAUUCCAAUACUUACCAGACUGGCUGAAGUUACAUUUAGAGACUGAAAUCGCUGCACCUUAAAAAACAAAAGAUUGAGCUACACUGUGUUCCUGUAAGUGGAAGCUUCUUGUACGUUCCUCUGUGGUUCUGUGACCAACUCCAAAAAGAAUGUGUUGCCAUCAAUAACUCGAUAUUCCUCACAACAUUGCUGGCUGAGUUUUCUGUGGAAAAGCAGGAAAAGAGAAGUGGAGGAGGAAGGACUCCCUCCAUACCCUGUGCUAAACCUACCAGGUGUCACUGUUUCAGUGGGAGUCUGGAAAGAAACUGUCAGAGGACACAUCUGAACCUUGCAGUGGCUGGCACUUUUCCUCUACAUUGUGAGAAAAAGAAAAUUAGCUGGAAUAAAACCUUGCUUUCCAUAUGGUGGACUUCAAAAGCAGCAUUGAAAAGUUCCUUGACCAUCAGAUUGUCAGCUACCCCUUCUCUUUAUAUGCCGCAGCUCUCUGUUCCCUGCCCCAAUGAACAUCUGCACUAGGCCCAAGCCUUGGAGUGACUUACCUGAAGAGUGACACCAUUUAUUUGGAAACUACUAUGAGGAAACUGAAGCCCAGAGAGGUGAAGUGAGGUGCCCAAGGCCACACAGCAAGUUAGAGGCACAGCUAGUACAAUAGCUCACGGCUCCUGACUCCCAGUCCAGUGCUCCUCCCAUUACUCCACGCGUCCUGUCUCUAAGCUUCCUGACAAAUGCUAGAACGGAAGAAACCCAAGACAGCUGAAAACCAGAAGGCAUCUGAGGAGAAUGAGAUUACUCAGCCGGGUGGAUCCAGCGCCAAGCCGGGCCUUCCCUGCCUGAACUUUGAAGCUGUUCUGUCUCCAGACCCAGCCCUCAUCCACUCAACACAUUCACUAACAAACUCUCACGCUCACCCCGGGUCAUCUGAUUGUGACAUCAGUUGCAAGGGGAUGACCGAGCGCAUUCACAGCAUCAAUCUUCACAACUUCAGCAAUUCCGUGCUCGAGACCCUCAACGAGCAGCGCAACCGUGGCCACUUCUGUGACGUGACGGUGCGCAUCCACGGGAGCAUGCUGCGCGCGCACCGCUGCGUGCUGGCAGCAGGCAGUCCGUUCUUCCAGGACAAGCUGCUACUGGGCUAUAGCGACAUUGAGAUCCCGUCAGUGGUGUCAGUGCAGUCGGUACAAAAGCUCAUUGACUUCAUGUACAGCGGCGUGCUGCGCGUAUCACAGUCGGAAGCCCUGCAGAUCCUCACAGCUGCCAGCAUCCUGCAGAUCAAAACCGUCAUAGAUGAAUGCACGCGCAUAGUGUCGCAGAACGUGGGCGAUGUCUUCCCGGGCAUCCAGUACUCCGGCCAGGACACACCGCGAGGCACUCCUGAGUCGGGCACGUCUGGCCAGAGCAGUGAUACAGAAUCGGGCUACCUGCAGAGCCACCCACAACACAGUGUGGACAGAAUCUACUCAGCGCUCUAUGCUUGCUCCAUGCAGAAUGGCAGCGGUGAGCGCUCCUUCUACAGCGGUGCGGUAGUCAGCCACCAUGAGACUGCGCUCAGCCUGCCCCGCGACCACCACAUGGAAGACCCCAACUGGAUCACCCGCAUCCACGAGCGCUCGCAGAUGGAGCGCUACAUGUCCACCACCCCUGAGACCACACACUGCCGCAAGCAGCCCAGACCCGUGCGCAUCCAGACCCUGAUGGGCAACAUCCACAUCAAGCAGGAGAUGGAGGACGAUUAUGACUACUACGGGCAACAAAGGGUGCAGAUCCUGGAGCGCAAUGAAUCAGAGGAGUGCACAGAAGACACUGACCAGGCGGAAGGCACCGAGAGCGAGCCCAAAGGCGAAAGCUUUGAUUCAGGUGUCAGCUCUUCUAUAGGCACGGAACCCGACUCGGUGGAACCACAGUUUGGGCCUGGUGCAACAAGGGAAGGCCAGUCAGAGCCCACGCAACCGGAGCAGGCUGCUGAAGCCCCUGCUGAGGGCAGCGCACAGCCAAACCAACUAGAAACAGGCGCCUCCUCUCCUGAGAGAAGCAAUGAGGGAGAAAUGGACAGCACAGUCAUCUCUGUCAGCAACAGCUCCAAUAAGAGCGUCCUGCAACAACAGCCUUCCAUCAACACAUCUAUUGGGCAGCCAUUGCCAAGUACCCAGCUGUAUUUACGCCAGACAGAAACCCUCACCAGCAACCUGAGGAUGCCUCUGACCUUGACCAGCAACACACAGGUCAUUGGCACAGCUGGCAACACCUACCUGCCAGCCCUCUUCACUACCCAGCCUGCAGGCAGUGGCCCCAAGCCUUUCCUCUUCAGUCUGCCACAGCCCCUGGCAGGCCAGCAAACCCAGUUUGUGACAGUCUCCCAGCCCGGCCUGUCAACUUUUACUGCACAGCUGCCAGCGCCACAGCCCCUGGCCUCAUCUGCAGGCCACAGCACAGCCAGUGGGCAAGGUGAAAAAAAGCCUUAUGAGUGCACUCUCUGCAACAAGACUUUCACCGCCAAACAGAACUACGUCAAGCACAUGUUUGUACACACAGGUGAGAAGCCCCACCAAUGCAGCAUCUGCUGGCGAUCCUUCUCCUUAAAGGAUUACCUUAUCAAGCACAUGGUGACGCACACAGGCGUGAGGGCGUACCAGUGCAGCAUCUGCAACAAGCGCUUCACCCAGAAGAGCUCCCUCAAUGUGCACAUGCGCCUCCACCGGGGGGAGAAGUCCUACGAGUGUUACAUCUGCAAAAAGAAGUUCUCCCACAAGACCCUCCUGGAACGACAUGUGGCCCUGCACAGCGCCAGCAACGGGACCCCUCCCGCAGGCACACCCCCGGGUGCCCGCGCUGGGCCCCCGGGCGUGGUGGCCUGCACGGAGGGGACCACUUACGUCUGCUCCGUCUGCCCAGCAAAGUUUGACCAAAUUGAGCAGUUCAACGACCACAUGAGGAUGCAUGUGUCUGACGGAUAAGUAGUAUCUUUCUUUCUUAUGAACAAAACAACAGAAAAAGAAACAAACAAAGCUAUGGCACUAGAAUUUAAGAAAUGUUUUGAUUUCGUUUUUACUUUCUGUUUUGUUUUUGUUUCGUUUCAUUUUGUACUACAUGAAGAACUGUUUUUUGCCUGCUGGUACAUUACAUUUCUGGAGACCUGGGUGAAUAAUAGUUUUCCCAGUCUCCCUCGGAUGGUGGCCUUAAGGCCUGGUAGUGCUUCAGGAGAUCCACUGGUUGGAUCUCUGGCUACUGGCCUCUAAAUACAACCCUUCUUUACAAAAAAAAAAAAAAUCUUUUUAAAAAGUAAAAAAGAAAAAAAAAAAAGAAAAAAAGAAAAAAAAGAAAAAAAUUUUCCACUUGUGAAGAGCACUACAAAAUAUAUAACAAAAUCUAAAAGGCCUACUGUCUUUAAGUACACCGCUUGCAGUGUUUCCAUGGACAUUUUCACAAUUCUGGCCGCUUGGACUUCACAGUAACCAGUUAUAACUGUGGAAUAUCACUUCUGGUGAAAACCCAGAGGAAAGGCCCUGCUGUUUUCCACCUACCACGUUGUCUGAUUUCAUAAAAGGGCUGGGAGGGUAGGAGGGAGCAGGGGGGUCAGUGGUGUGGGAAAAGGGGGACGGCGGGCUUCUCCCCGAGAUUCUGCCUGACUCCACACACCCUGGCUCACCUCCUCCAUGUCCCCCCUUUCAGCAGAAACCAGGAAGACUUGGAAAAGCAACAAGCAACAGUGGCUAAACGUAUUUAUUCAGUGUCUUCGCUGGGCCACAGCCUCGGCACAAUCAGGAGGGACUUUCAUGAAAGGCAGGAAUGCAGAUAAAACAAAGAUAUCAGAUAUUUGCACCUAUGUUUCUAGGUACAAGAGGAUUAUUUCCAACAAUCUUUGCAAAAAAAGUGUCAGGAUAUAUUCUUGUGGAAGAGAAAAAGAAAGAAAUGGAGGGUGGGGGGAACAAUAAGUUCUUGAGGCUUUUUUAAUUCAAAAUUUUAUAGGGGGCAAAAGUGACAUUUACCAGAUAGAACGCUGAUUUUUUUAAUAUAUUUACAACAGUAUUUGUGUAAAAAAAAAAACAAAAAAAUGAGAUUGUUAAAAGUAAUUUUUUUUUCAUUUUGGUUUUGCAUACACUGCCACCAAUCCCUUCUCUUUUAUUUUGUUUCACAUAUAUAUAUAUAUAUAUAUUUUUUGGUAAGUCAGGACUGUUAAGGUUAGCAAUACUGCUUCCAGACAGAGAGAAUAAAGAGCAACUAAAGUUAUAUUUGAAAGAGAGGAAGGUUAUUUUCUUCAUUUUAAAAUUUUUCUUAAUUUUUAUUAUUUUAAGUAUUGCCUGGGUUGAUGAGGGCCUCUGUGGCCACCCAUCCCUGCUGUAAUUUGAACUGCUGCUUUGUAUUUUGAUAUGUAGUUCCUGGACUUUUAGCAAGCUUAAGUUGCUCCACUGAGUAUUUUUUUCACCAAUCCGUCUAGGAUUCUUUUCUUUUACAUGGAAGGGACUUACUUUAUCUUUCAGAAGCAGACUUCUUCUUCAAAAUGUCAUUGCACUCUUCUGAUUCUAGAAUUUUUGUUGACUUUGUUUUUUGUCUUUAAUGAAACACUAGUCGUCUACAGGUCUUGACAAAUGGGUUUAUUUCUUUAGUGGUCAGCCAGGAGGAGGGCUCCACAGGACUCUGCCACACCUCCUCACCCUUCACAAGCCUAUGAGCAUCAUUGUGCGAAGCCUGUUACAAACCAUAAUGCGCUGAUGCCAAAAUUACUUUUUCUCUCACAUAUCAUCUUCUGACUCUUUCCACCAUGGCUAAGUGGACUAAGUGAGAUGUUCAUUCUGUAUAUGAUUUAUUAAUCCUUGCUUUUUGGGAAGGUCUUUGGAAAUUAGCAAUUUCCUUGAUGCCAACAUCCACCACUCAAAAGGCCACCAAUGUGUUACAUCAUGCCAGAUGUCGCUCUCUCUUCCUAGCUGGGAUUUCUCUCCUCGGUCCUGAUCAAGAAAUCGUAAUACUUUUCCAUUGUAGACAGUGCCCUAAAAGGAUUCUAACUCAAAACUAGAAGUUUUUCAUGUUAUAACCCUGAAGUGAUUUCACUAUGGGGUAUAUUUUAAUACCCUUAAGGGAAAAGUAAAUCUUAAACAAGGCAGAAACACCAAACUAUAGACUUAAAAACAGAGAAAAGAGAGAAUAUUUUACUUUCAAAAAUUACUCUACAUAUUAAUUUUCCUUCUAAUUUUCAUGUUAACAUUUUAUUUACCAAAAGCAUGUAGCAAAUGAGGGGAAAUCUUCCAAAGCAAGCAACUCUAUGAUGACUAAAUUGAUUUUAUGCAUGUUUCAGAAGACAUUGGUUAACUUGGAUCUUUUCCAUAAGUUCUUUGUGAUGUUUAGUAGUUUGUGCAACUGGAAUAUUUGUGACUUCAUCUGUCCUGCAGUACUUAAUUCAGUGAAUAUUUUGCUAGAAGUUUUAAUGUAGACUUUGAUGAUAAACUAUUAAGUAUCACCUCAUUGUGACUUCUAGAAGAGUCUCAUCAAGAACUGAAUAUCCAAAAUUCACUUGUUCUAAAAGUCGUUGAGAAAUCACUUCAGAGAUGCAAAAUCUCCAAUUUUCUAUUGCUAAUUUUGCUUUUUACAGUGUGUUGACUAGUAUUUACACUUACCACCAAUAGAGGGAGCAUUAAGUAAUUUUGUAAUGGACUAUUGUGAUACUUUGAAAAACAACCUAUUCAGCCUUUAAAUUAAAAAAGAUUGACACUGAGAAAAAAAAUAGAAGAAAAUGAUAUGAAAUAACUCAGCAUAUAUUAUCAAUUUAAAAAUCCCAAUGCCACUUUAAAAUAUUUUCGACUGUGUGGCAAUAGUGCAUUUAAAAUAGUUCUUUAUUCAGACCUUAGCAACUAGACAGAAUUCGUAGUACUUCCAGAAUAGUUGAUCUUGAGGGUCAUUUGGGCAACUGUCUGCUUCUGACAGCUGAAGGAGACCUAUUUUGUCUUAAUGAUUUGCCAUUGUCAAAAAGCUAAGCAACUGGGUUGAAAUUCACUUUUGUCAUGGAACAUGUAGAAGACAGAAGAAAACUUCCAGAUGACUAGCAACUCUGAAGUUCAUUCUUUUCCUAUAAAGCAUUAUCUCUUUUUUAAUAAGAUAGGGGUUCCUAAAGAACUUAUGAUGAGGUAUAUGAUCACUAGCCAGUUAUCAAAUAGAUUAUCUGGUUUGGCUGGCGGUGGACUUACUCUUCUAUAAGUUUUAUUCCUUCCAAACAUCUCACAGUGUAAAUAAGUCGGCAGAUUAUUUUUUGGAAACAGGAAGAAGCUAAGUUAAGAGUUGGAACUCAAAUUAGAGUUGGAGCUCAUCUAGGGAAGCAGAAAAGGUGGUAUGGGUCUAUUAUAAAACUGGCUCUGACAGGCUUCUUUACAUACCAACUCACAUUUAGAAAAUGAACUCAUCCUUACCUGUUUCAAAAGGAUAUAGAUGCUUUCAGACUGCCAAUCUUGUCCACCCUUGUACACCUAAACAACCACAGAUAUCUUAAGAAAUAACAAAACUUUUUGCCUCAAGAUCAGAAAAUGAGUAUGGAUUCUUUUUUGGUUUCAAAUUCUACAGUUUUUACAUUUAGACCUUCAUGCUAGUAUGUUACUGGUGCUUUUUAAAACUUCUUUUUUAAUAGCUAGGAAAAAGAUAAGAUGAAAGCAGAUGUUCCAGAUUUAAGACCUCUUAGGGAACAAGAACUGGUGUGGGAAAGAACAUUUUUAAAGCAAUUUAUGAUUUAAAAAGGAAUUCACUAAGCAGAGAAGGGAAAAGAGUCAAAGAGGAGCAUUUAUCUGAACACAUUUAGAUACCAUUUGUGAUAAAGAAAAUUUCCUAAUAUUAAACAUUGAUAAUGUCUCAACGCACUGGGUAUUUUUCCAUAUUAAAUGCCAAUGUUUGUGUAAAAUAUAGGCCUAUAAAACAACAAAUUAGAACACACAGAUCUGAUACCGAUAUGUAAUGGAGAAGGAUUAAGAAAUCAGCCAACCCCUCUCAAAAAAUUGAAAUGAAAUCCUUUAUAUCAAAAUAUUUUUUACUACUACCUAUUUUGAGUUGUAAAUUUUUCCCCUUAAAAAUUUUAUAAACUUUUCCUUCCCCAGAUGCCUUGAGUCUUUUGGUGUAUGAGCAAGUGUUGUGGGUAAUUCCCAGCUUAUGGUCCAUAUCUACCCAUUCCUUUCUAGUCAUGAAAGAGGUCACUGUAAAUGUUGGCCUUAGAAAGACUUGAGUUUGCUUUAAGACUCACAGAGGUUUUAUUUUGUAUCAAAAUAUUCUACAAGGACCAAAAAAAUCCUAUUCCAACUCACGAUAUUCUCCAAUGCAGGGAGAAUUUCUGCAUUCUGAUAAUGAAAAAUGAAAAGGUUUCCUCUGGAGAUGGUUGUUAGUCCUAACAUUUUAAUCUACUCCUACUCUCUUUAUCCAAAACCACCAGCAGUAUAUGCCCUGCUUAUGCCCCCAAGUCAGUGUUUUUUCCUAAGCACAGAGUUUAAAAUGAAAUGUGUCCUGUAUAAAGUACCUCAGAUCUACAAGAAAACAUAAUUAAAGACUCCAGUUGCUUCCUGGUUGGGGCCUUUAGGAAAAGAGGAAAUAAAGUCAAACUGGCCAGAAUUCACCCUAGAUAUGUUCAUCUUGGAGCUUUCUUCUGCUGUUAUUAAAGACAUUAUUUAAUUAGAUGAGGCUUGAUGCAGGGGGAUAUAUGACCGCAGAAAAGGUAUCAGAUGAUCCCAUCAGAACUGGCUCUGCUGUCGCCAGUGUAAUGCUGCAGCCAAGGGAACAAAAGGACUGUGCAGGGUAAGAGCAAACACAACCUGAGAUAGCCUGGGGAGUGAGAACAGGAGGGCGCCCUUUCUGUUGUGACUUUACUCUUUAAAAAAUCUUCUAAAAGAAUUCUUUAAUUUAGUAAUGAGUUGAAGUCCUGGGUAAUGGAAGCUCUGGGGAAGAUGAUAAAAGAAUCGUAAAAUGUAUUCAGCAUCUAACAAUGCUACACCAGAAAACAUCCAAUAGCAAAACUAGGGAGCUUGGCAAGAGGUAUUCAGAAAAAUCUCUAGGCUUUCCAUAGGCAGGGUGGACAAACUUUCUUUUGAGUGAUUUCUGGCUCUGAGAAAUCUCUUUAAUUGCUAGAAAAGAACUUUAUUUAAAUGGCCAAUUUUGUCCCCCAGAGAAAGACAUUUUUUUAAAAAGGGAGGGGGAGAAAUAGGACAUUAAAGACAGAACCAUGUGACUUGGUGACAAACAAAAGGAAGGGUGCACUAGAAUUUCAAUAGACUCCUUAAUUCCACAGAAAAAGCAAAGCAACCCAAUGCCUCUGAGCUCCAGACUCUCAGUCUGCAGUGAGUGGAAAGAGUGCUUGAGCUGGCCCAACCCCCAGAGCUUUCUAAAGCUAGACAUAAUUUCCCCACUGGGACCACGACAACCUCUUUCUCCUCUCUGUGUUUUCUUAAAGAAAAGGGCUGUUCUCUUAGAUACCCAGAAAAUAGAUUAUGUGAGGCAAAAUUUCAAAAGCAAUCUCUGUCCUGGCGCUCAGGCUGUCUGAGAAGGCAGAAAUGGGACACAAAAGAGCUUUUGCACUUGAGAGAGAACAUUCUCAUAUUCCUAAGGGCUUUCUGUGUAGAGUGAUUGCUGAUACCACUUAAACCCCCAAAAGAGGAAAGGCUACAGCCGCUCCAAAUUCCAAUAAACACAAGAUGUGCAACUUACUAAUCCAAAGCAUCGUUUCUAACACAGAAUAUUAAGAUGAUCCACCUGACUAAAGUACCCUAAAGAUCUUUCGAAGUUUCUAUAGAUUUUUUUUUCUCCUUGCAUGCCCUACAGUCAGCGAUGUGCAUUAGCAGAUCCUAGGAUGCAGUUGUUGAACAGUAGGGUUUGUUUCUAUUCUUUGUAAGAUGAAAAGGUAGAGGAUAAGGGCUAAAUAGUACAAGCUCUUUCUCAGAAUUAUUUCCUCUUCACUGAGUGGAAGGGUAAAAUGCCCUGGCUAAAUCAAGAACCAUCAUCAUCUUUGCACACUACUAACUGAAACAAUGUGCAUGCCGGUGGGGUCUUCAGGCUCCACCGGUUGCUCCAGAGAGGUAACACUUUCACAGUGAAAUCUAUUCUCACUUGACUUCAGUUAAGGGAUUAUUAUGAGAAGCCACUACAGCAUAAAAUUACUGCCUUAAAUUGGAAAGUCUAGGACAGAAGAUACAGAAAUUGGAAGAUUGGGAUGAUAUGGACAUUUCUGGCUUUCUAAUAGUUGCAUUAUCACAGAAAUAAGCUGUAUUUGUAGGAUUGUAGAAAUAGUGACUUCUUGGGGAGACAUCAAACUUGUCCAACACUGGGUGCUUCAGGAAGUGGCUGCUAUUUCCUGUCUAUUCUAUUUUGUUGAUAGGUCUGAGGUGACUAUAAAAUAAUAGAUAUCGUAUUGCUAAAUAGUGAAUCUCAUAAAACAGUAACAGCUGCCUAGCAUGCCAUGCUUUUCCUUAGCAGAGAGAGCAAUCCCAACCAAAAGCUUUCUUAACUCACAUCGCUAAACCUCUUUUCUCAGUUUUGGAGUGCAUCUGGUUUAUCUGGUGGCUCUUUGUUUAAAUGUAAAACUUAGAACUUUCAGGUCCUCAGUGAAGGGUCACAAUCUGCAGGUCAUAAUGAAAAUAUACUCACAAUCAGCUUCUGGGGUACCUAAUAGGAUAUGAGAGUCCCUACUCAUUUUCUUUCAAACAUAAGUUUCUUGGCUCAGAAUGCCUUAAUGAAAUUCUGACACACCCAGGACAGAAGGAAAAAAAUCAAUCCCACAGGAGACAUCUGUUUCUACUACUGUUGCAGCCAUUGUUACUGCCCAGCAACAUCAUUGUAAUUGAUAUGUAGAUAUUUAGUGAUGAAAGGGUCUUAUCCCAUCCAGUGUGUCACAGCUGCUGUCCAGAAUUCUGUAAUUAGUGUACAUUAUGCAUGUGUACACACAGUACGAGGUGCUCUUAGUACAAGAAUUUUCCAUAUUCAUAUUCCCUAGUGACAACAAGAUAGUUUUCAGAACUUCUUGUUAGAAGUCAAAGUCUGACAUAUCUCACAUACCUGCUUCUGCUCUGCUGCCUUAUGCGGUGCAUCAGUCUCUAUGAUGAGGCUUUAGGGUAUUCUGAAGGAGCCCAACCCUCAGUCAUUUAUCUCUCUUUGAUGAGAAGUAACUUGAACAAAUGAUAUACUUCUAUUGGACUUGUUGAUAUGUGUGCACAUGUGUGUUUUUGUGUAUACUUUUUGUCAUUUGGGCAUGUGUGUGCCUAGCAAAGGAAGCACACACAGGCAGAGGUCCUGGUGCACAGAUGCAGUUGCCUCAUCCCUACCAUUGUGCUCAGACUUGUGGCUCCCUUCCCAGUAAGUCAUCUGCCCAUUCAAUUGCUUUUUGUAGUAUUUUAGAGUUGAAAGAAACGAAGCUUGUUGGCUCCACAGCACAUCGACAGAUACAGGCAGCUUUGCUCCAGAAAAAAAAUGAAAUACAAAUAAUCAACUGGGAACAGACUUCAGGGAGUAGAAAUCUAGGAAACUUCCCCAAGUCUUCUGAGCAGGAGGGGCCCCAAGGCCAAGCAGACAAGGCCCAAACAGUGGCUUGAGCUGUCCCAUGGCUCAAAUGCUUCUAUUCCUUUUCUCUCUGAAACACUGUGUAUAUACACACUCAAACACAGGAACCCACAUGUGAGUUUUAGUCCCAAACAAAAGCUUUCUGAUGGUCUCUACACCUGCAGUACUUUGUCAUUCUCAAACUGUGUCUCCUAAAACCAAUGUGGCCUUUGCCGAAGUCUUUCCAGGAUUGGGUUGUUUACUGUGUCUAGCAAACCAACAGACUGGUGUGGGAAUAUUUGGGGGAAUGUCCAAGAAUUGCUGUCUCUGGCCCAUCUUUCAGCACAGUUUCACUCUAGUGUGAGAUACUGAGUGAAUUGACGUGGCUCUCGUAGCUGACUCUUGAUGGCUUGGUGGCCUGGAAAUAGACUCAGUUUUCUCACUUCCAUGACUUACUAGAUGGUUUAGUAUUUUUAUGACAUGUAAAUCCUUUCUGCUUUACAAAAUUCAGAGAACACUUUUUUUUCCUUGUCUAUUUUGGCGAUUCCCCAUCCCUUUGUUAAGUAAGGCUACUUACAGUUGCAACCUCUUUGUUACUAUUUUUAAAAAUGUAUAUUGUCUUUCUAUAUCCCAAAAAAGUCUGUGACUGUAAACAUAGGUAUUUCUUUUUACUGGAAAAAAUGAGCUUUGUUUUUUUAUAAUUAAAAGUACUAGUAACUUUGUAGAAGAAUAUGAGUUACUAUUUAGGUAUGCUUACUUAAGUACAGUACACUACAUUGCAGUAUUUCUGAAAUCUAGAACAUACACAUUAUAUAUAACAACUCUAUAUUGAAAUAUAUAUUGCAUUAUAUUCAUUUUAACUUUUGAAUCUGCCUAUGAUCAUGAACUGAUUGAAAUGUUUUUUGCAUAUAUCACCCAUCACCAACCUGCUGCAGUUAAUCUGGUGCAUUUGAUAAUAAUUAUUACUGCUCUAGUUUGCUUUUUCACAUUAUCAGCUUCAGUAUUGUCUUAACAGGAUUUUAGGAUUUUUUUUUUUUUAACUCAGACUUAGCAAAUGUAGGAAAGUGAAAACUUUUUUAACUUUUUUUUUCUUGGUGUGGCUAAUACAAAAAGGUUCGUGUUCAAAGUGAUCUUGUUUAGCUGACCCUGUCAAUAUCUGAAGAACAAAAGAAGUGCAUAUGAAUGUAUCUGUGAUUUUCCCCUCUAGCACUGUCAUUGUCAAUAUUUGCUUAAAAAUACGACCAAGGAGCUGCUUAACUUCCACGUGAUCUGACCAAACUAUCAUAGUCUUCUUUUCAAAGGGCUGUUUUUGUAAGAAACAUAAAACAGUAAAAUGCCUAGUUGUCUCAACUGUAUUUCAAACAUUGAAUUUUAAAUACUGAUUCUUUACUGACUACUUUCUGUUUUCAGUAUGCUUACAGUUAUUUUAACUAGGCAACAUUUCCCUGGAGGCAGCUUGGCAAUAUAAGGUUCAUUUUCCCAGGGGACUUGUCUUGUACUAGAACCAGACUUUGAGGAGCUUUUUAUUGACGAAGAAGAACAGAAAUAAAACUCAGAAAUAUACAUAACAUUUUUCAGUCUGCAGUAUCCUUAACUGGUGGCUAUUGGGUAUCUGGCCCUCAGUACCCACUUGCCUGCUAGAAUGGGGAUUUGAUGCCUAUCUUCUUUAACCAAACAACAAUGAAACUCUCAAAAAUAGGGCAUCAUGUCUUCCUCCUAUACAAGAAAUAUUUUCAGUUAGUAUCUUUCACACAGAGUUUCUUCAGCUUCCCUCAGCUGUCCAAUCUAAUGCCUGCAAUGUCAGAGUUGGAUCAACUCUUUCUCUGUCCUAAGUUCCUAAAAUCAGUCUCACUCUAUCCUAUUUUCAAUAAAAAAAAAAAAAAACAAGAAUAGCUUCUUAUAAAAUUCAGUGUAAAAGACCUUCCCCCACUGGGCCAAUAUUAAGGCUUCUCAGUGUAAAUACUCCAAUUCUUUCCUUCCAGCGUCCCUCAUAAAUCUGUAUUUCUAAUCUCAUCACAUUCUACUGUACCUGUCCAGCGUGUCUUGGUCCCCAAACCACCCAGUUUUGCCUCAGUAUCUUCCACUGAUGCCUGGCACUCAUUAAGGAGCUGCCCUUUCUUAAUCUGUGUUGAAGGUGGUAAUGUUGGGUCUCACAGCAGACAGACUUGAUUCCGAGUUCAGUAUUAGUGAGGCUGUUCUUUCUUUAGUGGUCACAUACAGGUACUAUCUGAAUUAUGUCACCGCCGUUAUUUUCCUUCUCCUUUUUCCUGGCCAGCUCUUUUUAUUCUCUUUAAGAUUACUUUGAAUUUCCCAGUCAUGUCAUCACCACCCCCAAAAUUUUAAUAUACGCUUGACUGUUCAUUUCUUUUCCUUCCCCAACCUACUCUGAAUGUCCUUCUUGAAAUGAGUUCAUAAACUUGAGACUCACAGGCAAAAUAAAGCAUGUCUUCAUUCCAACUUCAGAUUUUAGAAGUUGUCAAUAUAGUUUUCAGAGUAGGAGGACCUGAGUCACGGUUUUAAAUGUCAACUAUACUAGCUGAGAUCAUUAAUUCCUCUCACCUUCACAUCUGGCCAAAGAUAAAGAAAAAAGUAGUGUACACUUUUUGUAAAUACCACACUUUCCAAAUUCUUGAUAUAAGUGGAUCAUUUCUGAAAGGGAAAAAAUCGCUAAUGUUGACUGUUUCAACUCCACUGGUAUUUAAUCAAAUGACAUGUUAACCAGAUACUGCACUAGAUUUACAGGAAUCUAGAGAAAGGGGGAACAUUUCAAACUAAUUUUGAUAACUAUUAAUGCCUUAGUGACUGCUUCUCAAACAAUUAAAACUACUUCUGUUUAAAUGCAUUAUACUAGGAAAUAUUUAUUCAUUUAUUAUAUUUCUGAAAAAAUACAUAUUUAUCAUUUGGUCUGGAACUUUGGUAAUUUACUAAGGAAUGAAAAAAAUCUAAAAUUUCACAAAUAUUUAUUUGCAACCAGAGAUUGCUUAGACAUACACUUCAAGUGUGCUUUAAGAAAAUGAUGUGGCUAGAUGAUACACUGCCCAGUGCUUAAAUAUUAAGCAUAUAAUUUGGUCAUAUUGCUAGGUUUCAUUCCUAUGAAUUAGAAAUGUCUCGUCUCCAGGGGAUUGCCCAGAACACUACGGUCAUUCUUAGUGCAUCCCUUUAAGAUGCAUGUAGUACCAUCUUUGCAAUCACCCGGUAGCAGAGUCUUUGUGACUCCUGGUCCAAGGCACAUGCCAUGACACCACAUUGCCUGUAUGCUCACAUAAAGACAGACUCUCUGACAUUUAGCCCACCGCCUGGUUUUGAGUGCACAGUGGGGAAUUCUUUCAAUUGCGCUUUACCUAAUGAUAAGCAAUCAGCAUUUAAUAUCAGAAAUGUGUCCUUAUUUGACUUGCGCUUGCCCCAGGUUUUGUCUUAUUCAGAGCAAUUUGUAACAUCAAUUCACACCAUAGACAGCAGUGAGAUAAACAGAAGGUUCAAAAUCCUUCCUUAGACGUAUGUCUAACAGGAAACCAAGUUUCUUACAGCCAGUAUUUAAAUUGCUUAAGCCUGUGACCUUCACUUGGCGUUUUCUCCUGGUGAGUCCUAUCUCCUUCUCUUCCUUUAUCCAUUCUGAAUCCUGCUCUCUGUUUUUCAAAUGCUCUUUAAAAUGCUCUUUCCCUCUGGCAUUGGCUUUGGCAGGAAUAAGUGACUCUUUUCAACCUUAAACACUGUAAUUUAAAGUAUAAUGUGGAGUAGGAGAUGAUCUGGUUCUGAUAGAUCUCUUUUGGCCCCCUAAAUCCAAGCUGCCUCCUUCACAAUGCUGCCUUCAGUUCCUCAAGAAGAGUUCCAUCCCGAGACCCAGGGUUUCUCAUCAAAAUCUUUGUAUUAGUCACAGAUUAAUGUCUAAAUCCUGUUUAAUAUUCUAGAAGCUCCAGGGUAUGAAUUUCUUACUGCACAUGAGCCUUCUGUUUUUCUAAGCCAACACCUGUCAGGGAUACCAACAGCCCUAACAGUAACUAAGGCAGCAAAAAUAAUGGUCAGAAACACUAUAGUGUAUAUUUGGGAGAUCAGGAAGAUUGUUUUCCUUGUUUAUCCCAUAAAAAGCUUGCUUCUCCCCCACACACCCCACAGUGCAUUUCAGAAAGCCUGCAUUGCAUUUUACAGCUAGGUAGUUUUAGUAUUUGCAGAUAUAGCUUAGGAAAUGUUCUGAGAUUGAGGCUGGUAGCAAACAAGUUUAUUUUCUGCACUGGACUUUAGGACAAGUGUGCAUAGAUGCAAUUCCUUCAAAGAAAGUGAAACAUAGUAACGGAAGAGGAUAAUACUUUACACAUUAAAACAGUUGUUUGCUAUCUGUAAACCUUGAUUUAAGCAUAACUGUAACUCUAGAAAUCUCAAACUGGAGGAAUGCGUAUUUUAAUAAUGUUUGUUGAUUUGUUUAUUUUCUUUUAUUUCUUUUUUUCUCAAGAAAGUAAAACAUUUUUAUUUUUAAUUUGAUAUUGUCAGUGAGCAGUCAAAUAACUCCACCCAUAGUAAUUUCCUCUUACAAAAAAUGGUCUUUCAUCCAGACUGUGCUUCAUGAAAAUCUUAUCUUUAUUUUCUGAUGACACUUGAGAGCUUUGAGAUAAAUUCACUCUGCACUUUGAGGAUAGAACAGUUAAAAUGAAAAGUAUUCCUUGAGGAACAAGCCCAGUUUACCUAAACUAACAGGUCUAGGGCCAAAGAAUGAGAAAUGAUUCCAGACGAAGGUCAUGCAUUUUAUACUACAGAUCCAUUUGUUAUGUUCUCAAAUUCUCUUUGGAAUAAGGCUGGGAAUAAAUUAAUAUGACUAAACUUCUCUUUGGGUGUCUAAUAUUAAUAUCUAGGGUAAAAUACUCUGAAAAGAAAAAGAAGAGGUGCUACCAAAAUGCCAAAAUUAGUUGAUUAUAGAUUUCUAUAACUGUAGGAAUUUCUUCUGUUUCAUUUCAAGACUUUCUGUUUUCAUGAGGCCUUAAGUACAGAUACCACCGUCCCGUGGCUCCUUAUCUCCCGUCCCUGGGUGCUAGAGGUGACAGUGAGCGGGGUCAGUCUUGCACUGCCAGUACCCCACCCAUGCAUGCUGUACUGCUAGGACAGGAAUGCCCAACAUAUAAACUGGAAAAAAAGGAAAUUGUAGUGUUCCAUGUGAAUGUACACUGUUUCCAACUCAAUUUACAGAGAGCCUGAUAACCUUUUUAUUGUUUUAGCGAAGUCUUUUAGUAAAGUUUAGUGGUAUAGUAUUUUAGAAACACUUGUUUGUUGAUUUAUUUUCCUUUAUUUCUCCUCAAGAUAGUAAAGAUUUUGACUAAUUUGAUAUUGCCCUCGGGCAGCCAAUAACAUGCCCAUGGUAGCUUUCCUCUUUAGAAAACAAAAGGCCUUCUAUCUAUCAUCAAGGAGUUCUCUUGAGAACAUUUUCUUUCUUUUCUAAUGGCACUUGAGAAUUUUGAGGAGAGACAUUCUCUCUGCACUUUGAGGACAGAAAAGAUAAAGACUGUUCCUUGAGAAAGAAACUCUUUUGUGCUGUAAUUUCCAUAUUUGGUCCAGUCUUUAAAAUAGUUGCAAUUUCAAUUCAGUGUACAGAGAAAAAUGAAGGGAACAGGACAAUGUGAUGGGACUGAAUUUGAUACAGUCCCUGAACAAAAAGCUUGUUCUCAGGGUUACCAGAGAAACUUGGCACCACUCUUCACUGGUCAUUCUUACCUGUCUCUCCCUAUAAUAUUUCUAAGAUAUACUUCUUUGUGAUACAAAUUUCUCUGAAUGUUACCAGACUCAUCUAAAAAAUUUAUAGAAACCCUUGACUACUGUGAAUCUACUCUACAAGGCAUGUGAGAAAUAACUAAAUAUAAUGGUUCAAAUUUGAGAUAAGGUUUUCCUACUGUAGUCUCCAGUGCUUCAAAUAUAUUUAUAGCUAGGGAAACCUUUGAAAACCAAAGCUAACUGUAUUCUUGCUCUCCUUGUGACAAACCUUGAUUUAGAAUCAGAUACAGAUUUGUAGGAAAAAUUUUUCAAAGGUAUUUUCAACAACUAAACUUCUCCUUGGUCCCAUUGAUUCAAACCUUAGUUUUCUGAAGGGAUCUGUUGCAAUCUAUAUUAAGAAUAACUUGCAAAAAUCUAAAAUUGAUUUUUUGGACUAUUAUCAAAGAAUUGUGGUUUUCAGAAUAGAUGAAAUUAGGGGCUGGCUAAUCAAACAGAGAUGAGAAGCUGAUGAUAGAGAAGAUUUAUGAUAACCUGGUUUUAAAUUAAUUUGACUAUGCUGACUCCACUGUUCCAAAUUUCUUUGUUUCCACAGUCUUUUCUAAACUGGGUACUGGUUCUCUUGAAACUUCUGGUAUACGUGUGUAGUGCUUAGCAGAGAAGCAGGUUUACAUUUGCAGAGUAAUGAUCCAGAAAAACUGAAGAAACAAACUCUUGAGGGUCACCCAAACUCGGGAAUCACUCCUAGUGGUAUAUCCCAAACUAAUGCUAGAUUAACCUUAAGCAAGAAGUAAACUCCAUAAGGAAUUCCACUAUGAAUUUUUUAGCUAAAUGAAUAAUACAAGAAGAAAAACAAUACAGAAUCUUAAUUUUCAUAUAAUAAUUCACUUUUCUACUUAGUAAAUAUACUUUUUGCAUGAGUGUAUCCUUGAACUAUUUAUACCAAUUUUCAAUCCAUCUUCUGAGAGGGGCCUUGAGAAUUUUUAUGAAUGUGUAUGUAUAUGUGUAUCUGUCUGUAGUUAGGAAAACAGUGAAUAUAAAGGCAAAAAGUGAGGUAAAAAGUGGUCAGUGUAGAAAAGUAAGCACUCCUAGUGUACCUGUUUGUCUUGUGUAAGGUGGCAGCUGCUUGUAGCCCUAGAAGAAUAGCUGUUUGCACUAUUCAAAAGAAGAGCCCAGCACUGUUAAAUUUAGGAUCGUGUUUUGGAAAACAGAAAAGCUUUAUCUUUUUCUGUACCCUUUCCCCUUAGUAUCAGAGCCAUUUGACAUGAUGAAAACUAUUAAAUAUAAACCACUACUGACCUUUGCAUCAAAUAGCUGUUUUCCUCUUUUAAGUAUUACCCUUGUUGUCAACUUGACUACUUCCCUUUAUUUUCUGCCUAUUGGCUUAAUGUUUUACAGAGUAAUGCAUAGGUACCUGCUAGCUGUUUCUGUCCUUUGAGCUGAAACAAAUGGGCAACAAAAGAGAUGACUCACAGUAGUGUGAGGUGCAGACUGAAUUUUCCACUUUUGUAGCACUGGUAGGCAUUAGUAAGAGCUGUAUAGGGUUCAGCUUUGAGUCAGUGAGAGGACUUUUUUUUUUUUUUUUUUUUUUUUCACUAAGUAUGCCUGCACUGCAUUGCACUACUGAAAUGUAUUUACUUGUGCCGGGAGGGAGUGUAUUAGGUAAGGGAAAGAAAGAGGCGAGUUAUGAAACUAGGAUGUCACAGAAAUUAAGGGUUAUUUUCAUCAUGUUUGCUCUUAGCAGAGUUGGUGAGAAUUUGUGGAAUCUUUGCCAACUUUUGAUCAAACUUAGAAACUGCCAUUACUGAUGGAACCUAUUUUCUUAUUGUAAAGAAGCUGGUUAAUACAACAAGUGAAGGACACUUAAGAAGAAAGUUACCCAAUGUCAUUUCCAACUGGUAGAGUUGUGAGAAGGAGGAAGCCAACUGAUAGGAUGUGAAAGUCUUCACCAUGGAAACCCCUUGUUGGUACACAUUUCAGUGAGACAAAGGGCAGUGGAGUGUGCUCUUUUCAAGACAAAUGCAACCGUGUCCAUACUGAGAUAUCCUUUCAACCUAAGCAUACUUUUCCAUCCAUGAGUGAAACAAGAUUGGGCUAAGCAAAGAGGAAAGCCAUACAUGUGGUAAAGUCCUUUAGAAUGACAGUGAGGGAACAGUGCAAUAAACAUUGAAAACCAGCAAGGUGAAAGAUUUUUCAAACAGGCUACUUUAAAAAUUGGAAGAAGGAUCAGAACCUACCAGCUGCUCCCUCCUAGACUAUCUUAUUAAGCAGAGACCUUAACAGUGCCUAAAAGUUUAGUUUUGAUGUUGGAGGUUUUCCUAACUUUUCUUUGCUAGAUUUAUUUUUAUUAACUUUUAAAUAUUAGCAGCAAUCAGUUUGAUGGCUCUUUAGUAACUAUUAAUAAGAGAAACUUGCACCACGGGAAAAAUAAUGAUUGUGUAGAGAAUAAUAACAUAAGAGUGAAGAAGCUGAAGACUCUUCUAGAGUCUAUGGUGACAGCUUUGGAAAAUAAAAUGGAUCACAACCCGUAAAGAUAGCUCAUGUUGAAUGUCUCUAAACACUAUCACAUGUGAGGGCAUCAGUUUGGAAAAUUCUCAGUUAAGGCUUCUUUCCUAAGGUUACAACUUUGAUACCUGACUUUCUCUUCCUUAGAUCCCUCCAAUCCACCAUUCCAAGUUAAAAAAAUUUAAGGAAGUUGUUCACCUUGUUUAUUAUACAAAUUUUAUUUAGCUUUCAGAACUAACACAAGCAAUCUCUUAAGCAAAGUACUAUCUCUGUUUUAAAUAAGAAGCUGUAAAUUCAGAGCUCUUUAACAGAUACUUAGAAAUGUGUAUCAGGUAAGCUUGAAGAGGACAUGAAUACACCAAAGCAAUGCUAUAAAAAGAAAUAAUUGGCCUUUUAAAAUAUACCCACAUUAACCAUACUUCUCCUGAGUCUUUGGGGAACUUUUCCCUUGAAUCUUACAUACCCACUUAAGUUCUGUCACCAAAGAAUUUAAUCUCCAGAGCCCAAACUCCCCUCUCCCAGACAAAAGCUCUGCAAGAACACUCAAGGAAAACUGUUUUUGGUGAUCAAGGAUGACACUUUCCUUCUGUUGAAAGUGGUAUUAACAGGAGACCUUGUCAAUGUGAAAGAAGUACUGAACAGUCUUUAUGAAUUAGGUUUUGGCCAAAGGUUUUUAAAAAGAGGAAGGAAAAUGCAUCAUAGUAUUUGACACUGAAUCAUGACCUAGAGACUGAUGGAGAGAAAAAAACUUCCAUGGAAGAGAGUAAACUAAAUCACUUAGUACAAAGCAGGAAUCACUGGUAAAAAUCAUCAUUAGGGAAGCAUAUUAACAGUGAAGAUCAAGGCUUCGCAUUGCCAGAGCCACCAGUAGUGGCCAAUGCGGGAGUCACUGCUGGCCAAUAAAUUGAAGUAUCAAAAAAGCCCCAAUUUGGGUUUUGUUGUGGUUGCUGGAGUAGUGAAAUGCCCAUGCCAUAGCAAGGAAAAUAUUGGAGGCUGGUCUGUCGUGAUAGUGCCUUUCUUGUUGUAGCAAGUACUAGACUAGUAAUUUAUUCAGUUAUGCUUUUCUGGACCGUUGCCCCCAGUCUUCUGAGGAGGUCUGAAGGGAUAGUAUCUACUUAGGAUGAAAGGAUAGGAUAUUGCUCCUAGAUGCUGUGAUUUGAUGAUAUUUGCACUAGAGUCUACACUUUUCUUUAAACUGGAGCAACUGAAUGAGAGAAAAACCAAGGACAACUUAAAGUUAAACCAAAAGCAGUAUUUUAGGACUCUUUUUCUUCUUCUCUUCCUCCUCUUCCUCCUCUUUCUCCUCUUUUUUUCUCCUUCUUCUUCCCUCCUUCAUUCUUUUCUCUUUUUACAUAAAACUUCACAUAUGUUGCUGACCAAAUUCAAUUCUUGGCAAUUCUUAUCUUCACUUCUCCAAUGCUGAAUCAUCAGUGUGAUUUAAUUGUCAGAGAUAGUUAAUGUAAAAGAACCUCUGCUAUUACAACUGUGCGUGCCUUCUUUGUCUUGUCUAGGGCAAAUGACAGUGGGCAGUGGGGGUGGUGGAGGAGUCCCCCAAGGCCACUCAACUCUUGCGGAAGCCAGAAAGUGAGGAUAUCGUGUGGACAGCUGAGCUUACACAUACUUGCUCAGAAGACAUUGGGGUCUGUAGCUUAUCCUAAAAGAAGCUCACACAGAGAAGAACAAAAGGAAGCAGACAAAAGGAGGUGAUGCCCACAGUUGGCCUAUUUCUCUUUCUCACUUCACAAUCCAUGUCUAUCAGAAUUGCAUUUCAUCUCAUAGAUUCUACCAGAAAGACUAUUUGGUUCCUUGGUUUCUCUCUUUAUCAGUGGGCUGAGAAUGCCUCCAAGAUUAAAAACAAGUACUAUUAGCAGCUCCCCUGUGGCUAGCCAGUUUCUCAAACGCUGUUCAGCUGAUCUUGACACUUUGGUUAGCAUAAUUUGGAAGCUUUGGUUGCCUCAGCAACUUCCUACUGUAUUCUUCCUUUUCUUUUCAUUUCCAUUUGAAUUUUGAGUAAGGCCAUGGAAAGGUGAAAAUAAUGGGAAAGGUUUGGAGGCAGCAAUUCUGCGGUAUUUCUUGUCAGGUAUAUAUCUUUCUAAACCCAUUUUCUUUUAAUCUAUUGCCCUGAUUAUAAUUUCUAUUACAUUUAUUGUUAUUUUUAUAAGAAUAGAGUCCAUUUGCUAUGUCUAUUUGAGUACUUUUUUUCUAUUUUCCCCACAUGGAUGCAGAACCAACCUGUCAAUGAAAUAUCUUUUUAUUAUAUUAUAAAUAUGUAAUUGUACUGUAGACCAAAAAUAUAAUAACAAAUUUGUUCAUUUUAAAGAUAUAAGUAAUGAGUAAAAGAUUAAGAGUUGAAAGAAAAGACAGCAGAGCAGUGGUUAACUGUGUUGAGUUAGAAAUCUAAGAGUAGCCUUACCUAUUUUUUAACCAGUGCUUGCCAAUCAUACCAUAAUUGAUAUUAUCUUGGCUUCUUCUUGCUUAUGUUCUGUAAUUUCUUGUUUGUCUGUUUGUUUCCUUUGAUGUAAUUGAGAUUGCACAUCAUGCUAUUUUGGGCAAUGCCUGAUUUUAUUAUGUUUUACUUUUAUCAGUCAUUUCCUUUAGAAGAAUGAGGGGGAACGUUUUAUUCUUUUAAUUUAAAAUUUGUUUAAUGCACUGGAAAUAAAAUUGGACACAUUUCACUGUUUAAAAACCAGAAAUAAAACAAAACAAGCACCAUAAAGAAAAAACCAGCAAACAAAUAAACAACAGAAAAAACAUUUAAAUCUCCUCAUACUGCAUUCACAAACUACAUCCACCAUGAUAAAAUAUCAUCCAGUAAGAAAAAUUACAUAAUUUAAGCUAAAAUGCUGAAAAUAUAAAAAGACUGGGAAUCAAUGGUAGCAGAGAAAAUAGGGCUUUUGUUUUGUUUUGUUUUGCUAUCAGAGAUCUUGCCAUUGUUCCAAUUAACCCCUAAACAGAUCUGUGUGGAAGAGACUAGAGAAAAUAAUCCCAGCCUUCCUGGUACUGGAGCUCUGCACCCAUUUUUAUCCUUGGCUUCAGCUCCAUUUUAAGAAGGAACAAUAAAAUAUACACACAUGCAUACUUACACUUGUGCUUGAGAAAGUGAUUUGUAAAGGUGUGUGUGUGUCAAGGACACACUUCAGUCCUCUGACUGCUCAUGUGCUUCCUCUUGUAUUUCUUUUCUUGUGAGGAUUUGCAAUGGGUGGUUCCACAACAUGGACUGUAAAUGACUCACUGGACAUUACCAAAACCUAAUCCAGCCUGAUCUUUCUUCUUCAGCAUUCCCCAAUAUCAGCAGGGCCAGUCAACCCAUGCAAAUGACAAUGAAAGAAAAGACAGGGAUAUUACUCUUAACUAUUGACAUCAUUUGUUUAAAGUUUGCUGGGUUUUUCUGGGUUUUGUUUUGUUUUAGAACAGGGGUGGGAGUAGACGUAACUUCACAAUCCUAAUACAGUAAUGUUUUGCAUCUUCCAUGUUUUAUGCAAAAACAGACAUUUAAAUCAAUAAUUGUGCCCUAGACUGAAAGUUAAUGUUUAGGAGAGGAAAAAAAUUGUUGGAAUUUUUUCUACAUUUUUUUGUGAAGAAUCUUUUUUGGAAAGGAAGGAUACAUAUUUUUGUUGUGUAAUAUUUUCUAUUUUUGAAUGCAUUUUAUUGGUACAAGACUGUUUUUUUGGUGAAGACAUUAUUUAAAAAAAAAAAAAGAAAAAACUAAUCGAAAAGUUUGCCCUUAAGGAUAUGCUGCAGUUUUGAGCUUACAAAAAAUAACUGAUUCAAGAUGCGUGUUAAAAGUUGGGAUUAUAUUGUUGUUUUUUGUAAUUGUUACAAGAAGUUUGUACCCACUGCUGUUUAUUUUGUUUCAGAUGAGUAAGUAAAGGGAUUGUUGUUUUAUUCUUUUUUUAGAGAAAAAAGCUAUUUAUGAAAUGUCAAAAACACUGGACUGUGAGUUUAAUUGUGGAAGCAUUUACCACCCUGUGUCUUCAACCAAUUGUGGGAAAACCCUUUUCUCUUCCCCCCUGCCUUAGCCUUGCCAAAUGAGAAAACUACAACAGCUCUCAGAUGAUUGAUGCCACCGAAGCUCUGCUUUAAUUCUUAUGGUUUGAAAAGUUGGAAAACCAAAGUUAAAUUUGUUUCUGAAAUCCCACUGUCCAUAGUCCUUUUUUUGUAUGACACAGCCAGUUGGUGCUGCCUCUCCGUCUGGGAUUAUUGCCUUCUUAGGGACUGGGGCCAGCUCUGAUGCAAAGAGAGGCGUGAAGUGGGUGAAGCUGAGAGCUGAGGUCUCAGGAAGUAACAUGUGAGUGGGACUUCAGCCUCUCAGGGGCAACCAUGCUUCUCCAUCCUGGGGAGAGGCUGCCGACGGAGCACAGCGCUAAUAAAGCCGUACAGGAGCCAGCCUAUGUCCUGUCUCCUUCACCUUCUGCUUCUGAGACCCGCCUGUUACCGGCUCUCCAGAACGGCUCUGCCUUUCUCAGCAGCCCACAUUCCAUGGACGGGAGCGGGGCAGGGAUCCCAGUGACAGAAUGGCUGUGGGUGCUGUGGAGCACCCCCCAUUCCCCAGGGAGGUGAGGCAAGGAACCAUUCAGCACAAGGGAUCUUGACCACCUCCUCUGUGAUUCAAUGGAUUGUCCAUCCACCUGCUCACUGUGAAGAGGAGAGGCAGCGCGCACCAAGGCUAUUCAAUAGCUUUUCCAUAUUUUUUCGACAGUGAAAACAUAAUUUUUCAAAACUGUGAUAUUUUUUAAAAAAUCAUUUGGCUGGAGGGAAGGGAAAAGGGAAACACCAAAAGCUGUAACAUGAUUAACUGGAGAUAUGUAACUGGGGCACUUUCUAGACCAAGACAAAUGAAUUCCUUUCUGGACCCUAAAGCAGCCAAAUCUUGAGACUGUCAAUGACAGAAAGCUGAAGAGAGGCUUCCAUUUCCUCCUUUCUCCUUUCUUCUCUCUGUCUCAAAAUUCUUUGCUACAAAAUUCUCCCUUUCAGCUUCCCUUAAUCUACUGCCCUAAUGGCCCUCAGCCUCCCACUUUGUUUGUACAAACACACACGCAAAAUACCGUUUUUCUUGAGGAUUUUGGGACCGAAUAAAAUCAUGUGCCUUCAUUUUAUCCUUUUAUGGUUAGAUGAACCUCUUCCGUUUCACAGUGUUUAUUUUUUUAAAAAGUUAGGAGAGGUUGAAGUGUUAGAGGACCUGGGCAUCAUCUGAGAAGUAAUUCUUGUUUAGCACAUUCCCCCUAAACAUUAAACACAAGCUUUUCAACCCCUACACAAAACUUUUUCGAAAUUUAAAGCAUCCCACACCAGACACUGGACAGCCUAAAUUCAUUUGAUUUUAGAGCAGUUCCUGAAAUUUCCAUUCAUACACUUCUUUGAUUUUAUCAAAAUUAGGCGAGCAAGUGCAAGCUGCCUUGUUCUCCCAAUCUGGUGCUUUUGCUUGUGGUGUGGGGUGGGCGUGGGUGGGGUGGGUGGGGUGUGUUUAGACAAAGGGUGCAUUCCUAAAGCUCUCUGGUGCUGAGGGGCCGCCACUUCCUUUCAGAGACUGUAUCUGACACACUUUACACACAAAUGAAUGGUAUCACAUGCAAUAUUUUAGUGGAGCAGCAGGACAGGUUCUUUGAAAUGGGGUUUUGCAUCUUUUUGUAACAUUUUGAUUUCUCUGGUGCCUUAUUCCUACUAGAUGCUGGCACUCACAUACCCACGGGACCUGACACAGAAGUCAGUCCUGGGAGUGGGGACAUAUGGGUGAUGCUGGAGCAUGCGGGGCCACAGGGAGGUUGGUGUCAGUUGGUGGGGAAGGAACUAGAUGGCAGCUCUUAGCUGAAGCCAAGCAGGGACUGCACGAAUCCAUCGCAAAGCUAGCAAUUCUGAUGUGUACACACACACCGAAUUCAUUCUUCCUCUUCUGAGCUUUCCUUCCUUCUUCCUUUUCUAUCUCUACCUUCUUAUAAAGGUGCUGCUGCUGCUGCUGCUAAGGUGCCCGGAGUCCAGAAUACCCAGUAAUCACUCAGGCAUGAGCCUGGCACUGCCACAUCGGCCCCUAGCAUGACCAAACCCAGGUUUUUCUUGCUUGGGGCUGAGAACUGUCAGAUUUUUCUCAUCAGAAAUGUUUUCCAAGGAAUCAGUGGAUUACAGUUAUUCUGCAUUGAAAAUGCACUUUAAAAAAUAAAUAAACGCUCCAGACUGUUUAAAAUAUACAGAAGGAGCAGGGGAAAGAUAGACAUGUGCUAGUGUCUAAACCCAGUUCAGUUUAUCUCCAGUUGAAACAAUAUACACUAUAUAAUGUAUAAAUGUAUACACAACUCCUAUAUAUAUACCCACAUAUAUAUAGUGUAUAUAUUAUACAUGUAUAGGUGUGUAUAUGUGCAUAUAUACACACAUGCACACAAAAUCCAGAUGCUCAUUAUAAAACCAGAUGCUACACAAACAGCAGCAGAAGAAACAAGGUUGGACUCUUGCAACAGAUCACAAAAAAUAAAAACAGCCACUUUCAGUGACUUUGGUCAUUUCUGUAUGUUCACAAGGAAUGAAAUGUAACAAAGAAAAAAGGAACAGUGUUAGCAAAAGAGGAAAAAUGGGCGAAACCAUCUCGAUCCAAUGGGAAUGCAGUAAUGUUCUAUAUAUCAUUUUAUCAGUUCUUUCUUUUAGUCAUGUUGAUUUCAUUUCAGUUUUUGGCUAUAAAAAAGUUUUAAACUCAAGUGACCACAACCAACUGACCAAAACAACUACAGUGAAAGCCCUUUUCAAUGGAAGAUGUCAGAAAUCUCAAAACUCUUGGCCUGGCUCAAAGCUACCAUGUGCAAAUCAGUACUCUCUUCAUGUUUAAAAUAAAAACUGAAAAAAAAAAAAACUUUUGAAGCACCUUAACGUGGACAUCCAUUGAGGAGUGGGUGCCACUUUUUUCUUUGAGCACCUUAUUGACGUGUUUUACUAUCUGCUGUCUUUCUGUUACCUGUUGGCUGAAUGGCUAGCUGUGAACACAUGCAUGUGCGCAGAUCAGACAUCUGGGCACGUGUGUUCCCAAUGAAGUUUACUGUGGUGACUGCUGAAAGGUGAACCCAUUUCCUGAUUUUCCCGCCACAGUGUUGUGAUAAGAUUCGAAGAAAUCCUUUUCCCUGCACAGAUAUGUUUCUUAUCACAUUGUAUCUUAGUAUGGAAAGGAAUAUGGGCCCUUUUUUGCAAUUGCUACUGUGUACACACACACACACACACACACACACACACAUACACACAUACUGUAUUCAGACCUAAAAUACAUACAAGCAGUGUAUACUCAAAUCUAACACAAACGUACACAUACACACAUGAUCAAACACAAUUCAUUCAUCCAAAUGGUAUUCCCAGUGUCCAUAUGGGUGUCACUGUUUAUGCAGUUUCCACUUCCCAGUGAGUUUUGAAUGGAGGGCAGUUUUUAAUCAGGCUGUCUUUCAGCCAAAGACCUGGGAAUUGGGAAAAUUUGGAAAGAGAGAGAGGCAAGGAAAGAGAAAGAUUUAAACUGAAAGAAUUAUUUCCUAUGAAGAACUUAGAUCAAAUGACUGCAGUCUUUACCCUCCAGUCUUUGCAGCUGGGCAUGGAACACUGCUCGUACCAAUCUGUGUGCUGUAGAAUCCAUGCAUACAUGAACAUACACACACAUCCAUCCAUCAAGAGCUACAUGGUUUGGGAUGAGCAGGUCAAUAGUUUUGAGAGGAAGUUUGUUCCUUUUUUUUUCUCAUUAUACUCUUGUCAGUUAUCAAAGAAACAGAAAAAUUGUUUUGAAAAACCUUGCAUACGCCUUUUCUAUCAAGUGCUUUAAAAUAUAGACUAAAUACACACAUCCUGCCAGUUUUUCUUACAGUGACAGUAUCCUUACCUGCCAUUUAAUAUUAGCCUCGUAUUUUUCUCACGUAUAUUUACCUGUGACUUGUAUUUGUUAUUUAAACAGGAAAAAACAUUCAAAAAAAGAAAAAUUAACUGUAGCGCUUCAUUAUACUAUUAUAUUAUUAUUAUUAUUGUGACAUUUUGGAAUACUGUGAAGUUUUAUCUCUUGCAUAUACUUUAUACGGAAGUAUUACGCCUUAAAAAUACGAAAAUAAAUUUUACAAGGUUUCUGUUUUGUGUGGAAGAGUAAUUGAUGUUGCUAAGAAUGAUGUUUGUUUUUUGGGGUUUUGUUGUUUUUUUUUAAAUGUUACCAGCACUUUUUUUGUAAGUUUCACUUUCCGAGGUAUUGUACAAGUUCACACUGUUUGUGAAGUUUGAAUAUGAAGGAAUAAUUAAAAAAAAAAAAUCUUC
Cavia porcellus (domestic guinea pig) is the source of this 31986-nucleotide messenger RNA. RefSeq names its product zinc finger and BTB domain containing 20 (gene Zbtb20). Lineage: Eukaryota; Metazoa; Chordata; Mammalia; Rodentia; Caviidae. Gene Ontology annotation, molecular function: DNA-binding transcription factor activity, RNA polymerase II-specific; RNA polymerase II cis-regulatory region sequence-specific DNA binding; protein binding. Bases 5775 to 8000 code for a protein of 741 amino acids. Gene Ontology annotation, biological process: regulation of transcription by RNA polymerase II. The record is from RefSeq and is a predicted model, not a curated record. The transcript is spliced from 14 exons.